Molecule: messenger RNA, 1661 nt
Organism: Eubalaena glacialis (North Atlantic right whale)
Lineage: Eukaryota; Metazoa; Chordata; Mammalia; Artiodactyla; Balaenidae
Gene: PIP4K2A
Product: phosphatidylinositol-5-phosphate 4-kinase type 2 alpha
Exons: 10
Coding region: 252-1472 (406 amino acids)
Biological process (GO): phosphatidylinositol metabolic process
Molecular function (GO): phosphatidylinositol kinase activity
Source: RefSeq, a predicted model, not a curated record
GCGGGCUGAGCUCGGAGCAGCGGCGGGCGCGGGAAGCGGGCAGGGACGCGAGCCGAGCGCAGCCUCCCUCGCCAGCCGGGCAGAGCGGGCACCGCGGGCGGAGCGGGACGAGCGUGCCGGCGGGCGGAGCGGGGCACGGCGCGCCGGGGCCGCUGCCGGGGGGGAUGCAGCUGCCUUCCCGGGCCGGCGUGUAGAGAGGGCGGGUCCCCGGCCUCGGGAGCGCGGCGGUGGAGGGGACAGAGGCGGCGGCCAUGGCGACCCCCGGCAACCUGGGGUCCUCCGUCCUGGCGAGCAAGACCAAGACCAAGAAGAAGCACUUCGUAGCGCAGAAAGUGAAGCUCUUUCGGGCCAGCGAUCCGCUGCUCAGCGUCCUGAUGUGGGGGGUAAACCACUCGAUCAAUGAACUGAGCCAUGUUCAAAUCCCUGUUAUGUUGAUGCCAGAUGACUUCAAGGCCUAUUCAAAGAUAAAGGUGGACAAUCACCUUUUUAACAAAGAAAACAUGCCGAGCCACUUCAAGUUUAAGGAAUACUGCCCGAUGGUUUUCCGUAACCUGCGGGAGAGGUUUGGAAUCGAUGAUCAGGAUUUCCAGAAUUCCCUGACCAGGAGUGCACCCCUUCCCAACGACUCCCAAGCCCGCAGCGGAGCCCGGUUCCACACGUCCUACGACAAGAGGUACAUCAUCAAGACCAUCACGAGUGAGGAUGUGGCCGAAAUGCACAACAUCCUAAAGAAAUACCACCAGUAUAUAGUGGAAUGUCAUGGGAUCACCCUUCUUCCCCAAUUCCUGGGCAUGUACCGGCUUAAUGUUGAUGGAGUUGAAAUAUAUGUGAUUGUUACAAGAAAUGUGUUCAGCCACCGUUUAUCUGUAUAUAGGAAAUAUGACUUAAAGGGCUCUACAGUGGCUAGGGAAGCAAGUGACAAAGAAAAGGCCAAAGAACUGCCAACUUUAAAGGAUAAUGAUUUCAUUAACGAGGGUCAAAAGAUUUAUAUUGAUGACAAUAACAAAAAGGUAUUCCUGGAAAAACUGAAGAAGGAUGUCGAGUUUCUUGCCCAGCUGAAGCUCAUGGACUACAGCCUCCUGGUGGGCAUCCACGACGUGGAGAGAGCCGAACAGGAAGAAGUGGAGUGUGAAGAGAAUGACGGCGAGGAGGAGGGGGAGAGCGACGGCACCCACCCUGUCGGAACCCCUCCCGACAGUCCUGGAAAUACGCUCAACAGCUCGCCGCCCUUGGCUCCGGGCGAGUUUGAUCCAAACAUUGAUGUUUAUGGAAUUAAAUGCCAUGAAAAUUCGCCUAGGAAAGAGGUGUACUUUAUGGCAAUUAUUGACAUUCUGACUCAUUAUGAUGCAAAAAAGAAAGCUGCCCACGCUGCAAAAACUGUUAAACACGGCGCUGGUGCGGAGAUCUCUACCGUGAACCCAGAACAGUAUUCCAAGCGCUUUUUGGACUUUAUUGGCCACAUCUUGACGUAACGUCCUGCAUGGCCGAAGACGGACGUGAGCGUGGGAAGGACAGAGGUGGCUUCGGCACAGGAAAAAUGAAAACCAAACUCAGUGAAGCACACCUCCUCGUUUACAUCUUCAGGCCAAGAUGACUGAUUUGGGGACUACUUGCUUUAACAGCUACCUGAUAUUUCCCAGCAUCACUCUAGCUAUUUCUGA